Messenger RNA from Labrus bergylta (ballan wrasse), 3114 nucleotides. RefSeq names its product acetylcholinesterase. Gene Ontology annotation, molecular function: acetylcholinesterase activity. Gene Ontology annotation, cellular component: plasma membrane. Gene Ontology annotation, biological process: choline metabolic process; acetylcholine catabolic process. Lineage: Eukaryota; Metazoa; Chordata; Actinopteri; Labriformes; Labridae. The record is from RefSeq and is a predicted model, not a curated record.
ACACCCGCUGGAUACUAACCCUUUCCACGCCUUCCUCAUCCCAUCAAAGCAGUCUCCUCUCUCCUUCAGUACAGACACACACCGCCAGCUGACACGGAAUUUCCAUGGCGACAGCCUCUCUGUGUAUACACUUCACCCUUCUUCUUCUACUCUUGCCUCAUUUCCCAACGGCAACACUCGUCCCUCAGGAUGACCUUGUAAUCAAUACAAAGCAUGGGAAAGUUCAAGGGAAGUCGCUGUCAGUGCUUGGUGGUGAGGUUAGAGCAUUUCUUGGAAUUCCUUAUGGAAAACCACCUCUGGGUGAACUGAGAUUCAGACCUCCUGAGCCUGUGGGAAGAUGGGAUGGGCUAAAGGAUUCUACCAAUUUACCAAAAUCCUGUUACCAGGUGCCUGAUACAGUGUAUAAAGGAUUCAGAGGUUCAGAGAUGUGGAACCCAAACACUGAGCUGAGUGAGGACUGUCUGUAUUUAAACGUGUGGGCUCCACGGUUAAACAAAACCCAGAAUAAUAACUCGGGACCAGCUCCCGUCCUCGUCUGGAUCUAUGGAGGCGGGUUCAAUGGAGGAACAUCCUCUCUGGACAUAUAUGAUGGCCGCUUUCUUAGCAAAUCUGAAGGUGUGGUCGUGGUAUCAAUGAAUUACAGACUUGGAGCUUGGGGUUUCCUGUCUCUCCCUGACAACAAGAACAUCCGAGGAAAUGCGGGCUUGCUGGACCAGCGAUUGGCCCUCCAGUGGGUAGUCGAUAACAUUGCUGCAUUUGGAGGUGAUCCGUCAAAGGUGACUCUGUUUGGAGAGAGCGCUGGGUCAGCGUCAGUGGGCUUUCAGCUGCUCUCACCAGGCAGCCAAGGUCUAUUUCAGCGGGCUGUGAUGCAGAGUGGCUCUCCUAAUGCACCCUGGGCCACAAUCAGCCAGGAUGAGGCCUGGCAACGGUCUUUGAAGCUAGCUGCCUUGCUUGGGUGUCCCACAUCUAAUGGAGCUCAACUGGAAGCGUGUCUGCAGAAGGUUGAUGCUUGGAAAUUGACAUCAAAGACAUUUGAUGUUUUCACUAAGCCAUUACUUGUAGCUUUACCCUUUGUCCCUGUUGUGGAUGGGGACUUUCUACCGGAUACAGUUGAAGCGUUGCUGAGUUCUGGGAACCUCCGUAAGCAGGAGUUGUUGUUUGGCCUAAACAAGGAUGAGGGGACCUACUUCCUUAUGUAUGGUGUGCCUGGUUUUAGCCUCACAGGCGAGAGUCUUAUUACCAGAAAGGAUUUCCUGAAUGCAGUUGGCCUUGCGAUGUCAGAUUCAAGUGCUGUUGCAAGAGAAGCUGCAAUUUUCGAGUACACAGAUUGGAGUGAUGAGAAUAACAGAAUUAAAAAUCGGGACUUGCUGGGUAGUCUGGUUGGAGACCAAAUGUUCUGUUCUCACCUGGAGUUCGCUGAAAGGUACUCAAAGCGUGGCGGGAAGAGUUUCCUUUAUUCAUUUGACCACCUUUCAUCUGUCAAUCCCUGGCCAGAAUGGAUGGGUGUUAUGCACGGCUAUGAGAUAGAAUUUGUCUUUGGCAUGCCUUUGAAUGUGUCCCUGGGAUACACAAAGAACGAGGUGAACAUGACCAAGAAGUUCAUGAAACACUGGGCCAACUUUGCAAGGACAGGGAAUCCCGGCAUUGAUGGAGCUGUGUGGCCCAUGUUCAGCCCUGAACAGCAACAAUAUGUCACUCUGAACUACAACCACCCGGAACAAAAGAGGAUGAUGAGGGCUAAAGAGUGUCACCUUUGGAACAAACUGAUGCCAAGUAUACAGAAAGUCUCAGAUGAUCUGCUGUCCUGUGUCACAGCAAAUGGGAUUGUGCUCUGCUGUAACAACAUUUUCCUCAUUAUUCUACUGGCUAUGACUUUAAUCUGUCUUUAGACUGAAGAUACCUGCCUGGACUCAUACGCUGCCAUAGACAUUACAACAGUUUACAUCACAAAGCAGUAGACAGAAAGAAUGUUCAAUAACCCUUUAUUUUUGUUUGCUGAUAGUUGUAAGUUGUUUAUAGUCCGUUUUGAGUUUGAGGUAUAGUUGAAGAAACGCUUAACAUGGUAUUUACUUUGUACUUAUGCCCUUUGCUAAUGGACCAUUGGCAGAAAAAAAACUCAUGUUUGAUGCAACUAUUCCUCCAAUAACCAGUAACCAGAUGCUUUGCUUUGAUUGCAGUAAUAUUUGAGCUCUUCAGGAACAUGAUUUAAUCAUGAUAAAUGUUUAUGGUGUUUGUGAUACAAGAAGUGCUUUAAGUUUUUCAUCUGCAUGCGUUGCUACUGCAAGUGCUACUUUUUUUUUUCAUAAUUGUUAUUUUUUUCAAUUUGAAAGUAUUACGAUGACGUAUACAGGAAAUGCUGUUAGGUGCACUUGUCUGGUAUGAAUCAGGAGUUGGUUCUUCAACACAAUGCAAUCGACUCAGGGAAAAAAAAGAGAUAUAACAAGUGACUGACAUCAUGCAGAAAAUGAGGCUGAUGCAGAAAUGAUGUCUGUGUUUUAUGUUUUUUGUAAAUUAAUUCAUCUCAAAGACAAUCAAGAGAGUUUUGGAUUCGUAUCGGUGUAUUAUCUGCAGUAUUAAAAAAUAAAGACCAUGGAAAGAUCAAUAAACAAGGAUAUCUAUUCAAUAGUAGAUUCUACAUAUCAAUGAAGUUAAUUUGUUAUAUAUACACAAAUGUGCCUCCACAACCACAUGAUGGAAACCCCAACCUUUCUUUUGUUUUCAACAGGUUUGCAUUUGCUUCAUCAUAUGAUAUGAUAUGCAUUUUGCAUAUCAUCCAUUUUAUUGUAUUGCACCGCGGGACAGAGACAAACGCAAUUUCGAUUCCACUGUAUGUCUGGCAUAUUUUGAAAUUGACAAUAAAGUUGACUUUGACUUUGAUAUCAGGGAAGGAAUGAAGUUAUUUUUGUAUUUCCUGCACUCGUUAUAAUAUUGAUAGUAUUUUCAAUUAGACUCCUCCCGCAGGAAAAACACAUAUCUUUAUUUUCAUUUUCAAUGCGAGAGCCCAUGACAUGUGGUGUUAUGACCUGAUGUGUUUGACAACUUCUGUACAUCCUUACAGUUUCUCUGUUUAUUUGACUCAAUUCUUGAAUAAAAGUUCAAAUCAUCAAAACAUUA